AUGAUACGGGGGGUCCGAUCUCCUUUCACCAAGCUCCGAAUUACCAUCAUAGGAACACUUCUUGUUUCUGCUUAUUAUCUGCUGCUGUAUUCAGCCGAGACGAGGUUACCAGGGAAAGAGCUGCCUACGUAUUCUUUACGAUACCCCACGAACUCGGAAUCAUGUAUCGACACCCCAGCAUCAAAAAAGAUCGUGGUAUCGAUCAAGACAGGCGCUUCGGAGGCCGUUGAAAAAAUACCAGCACAGAUGCAAACAGCACUUCGAUGUGCGAAAAACGUCUUCUUUUUCUCGGACCUCGAGCAGGAUCUGAGACAGUUUCAUGUCCACGAUGCUUUAGAUACCAUUCCGGUCUCAGUGGCAGGAGCGAACCCAGACUUUGAUUUCUACAACAAGCAGUAUCAACGCUGGCGAAAUGGCGAGGAUGUCAGUUCCAGGGAAGGUGCCAAGAACCCGGAGGCCUGGACGUUGGACAAAUACAAGUUCAUACACAGCCUGGAAAAAACAUGGGCACUGAAGCCGGAUAUGGACUGGUAUGUCCUUAUCGACGCCGACACGUAUGUGUUCUGGUCAAAUUUGCUUCAGUGGUUAGAAACGAUGGAUCCCAUGAAGAAGUCGUACUUUGGUUCCGAGGUUGUGAUCUCAGGCCAACGAUUUGCUCAUGGUGGAUCUGGGAUUGUUCUAUCGAAGGCUGCCAUGUAUGAUAUUGUAGUUAAGGUACGCAACUAUUCCUCGGGUUUUUUCCCCUCUAUCUUUGCUCCUGUGUGGAAGAUAAAGGGACACCCCCUCGCUCUGGGCGGCAUAAAAAGUAGCCAAAAACGUUCUUGUCCUACCUUACAGUUAGCACUGAAGUUAUUGUCCUCAACGUGAGAAACACUCUACAUCUAGCUUCUUUGGGACUUUGGCUGUCUCUAACUCAAAAUCGUUGGAACAACGCAAGCAUUCAAACUCCUCUUUUACUCUUUUCUCUGUUGCCAACUGGAAAGGAUUUCGCUAACAUGACUCCAGAACAAUGGCACAGCUGCUCAAUGGGACACAAAAACACACGAUCGCUGCUGUGGCGAUCUUGUACUUGGCCUUGCUUUGAAAGAACACGGAAUCGAAUUACAAGAUGUGUGGCCUUCGUUCAGUGGCGAGACACCUAAGACGAUGCCUUUUGGCCCCGGAACCCCUGAAUAUUUGUGUCGACCAGCAUUAACGAUGCAUCAUGUUAGUCCAGCCGAUAUGACUGACCUUUCAGAAUAUGAGCAGCAAAGAGGCAAUAGAUCGGCAUGUCUCCUAUUACUUGUUGAAAUGUCAAUAAGCUAACUAUGUUUAGGAACCGCUUACACAUAUUGAGUUAUUCAAAAGCCUAACACUCGACUCGGUGCGGGCACAAGCACAACGAGAAAACUGGGACAAUUUAGCAUCUGAUCCUGGAGAAUAUGGAAAGACAGGUGGUGUACUGUCCAAGGCCAAAUCAUUAGAAGAAUGCGCAAAAGCCUGUGAAGCUGACAAAGAAUGUUUUCAAUACGGAUUUCAUGGUAAAUGUCAUAUUGGAAGAAGCAUCCGAUUAGGACAGAUGAGAGAUCCGGAUGAAGAUGGAACCUGGCAGAGUGGCUGGAAUCAUGCUAGGCUUAAUGAGUGGGUGUUGAGCCAACCUGUCUGCGAACAGGUCAAUUUUCCAAGACAGGGGUCCGAAUGUCCAUGGUAUAAAGAACCAGCUCUGGGAGAUCGUCCGAAUACCACAAAAGAUUAG
Molecule: messenger RNA, 1735 nt
Organism: Hymenoscyphus albidus
Lineage: Eukaryota; Fungi; Ascomycota; Leotiomycetes; Helotiales; Helotiaceae
Source: the annotation of a GenBank genome assembly